ACAAUGUGAAUUAAAUAUUUUCAAUGCCGGCUUAUAAUUUUGAUAUAAUAUUAUAAUACAUUUAUGUUUGACUAUUAGGUUUUGAUUUGUACUAUAAUUUAUAAAUUCUUUAUCAUAAGCUUUAAGUGUAUCUAGUUAUUAUGUUUUCAACAGCCAUUCGCGCUUGUUCGGUUUCUUACACCAAGAAAUGUCCGAGUGUAAUAAGAACACACCAAGCUGUAACUGCUAUUAUUUCCAGAAAAUAUCAAUCUACGGAUUCGAAAGAGUUUAAUAGCAAAACGGCGUCCAAUGGGCAAUGGGAGCAAAUAUAUUCAGGAAUGUUAGAAUCAAGGAUUCGUCAAUUAAAAGUGGUAUCGUUUAUGACCAGCGGAGCCGGGUUAUUUAUUCAGCCGUUAUUACUACAGAAAGCAGCUGAGUUAAAUACGAGUUUGGCCGCUACAAUCGGUGUGUGUACAAUUGCCGGUUUCUUUACGUUUGUGACACCCAUGCUCAUCCAUUUAGUUACUCGAAAGUAUGUCACCCGGAUGGAUUACGAUAAAACAAAUGACCAAUAUCUUGCUACAACUAUAUCUUUUUUUUUACAACCAAAGAAGAUACUAUUUAAAACUCAUGAAGUGAGACUACCAAUGAGUCAAAAGUUAACCGUUACGUUUUACACUAAAAAUACGCCAUUGUUUGUCGACCCUCACGCUUUCACGGAUGUAAUGCACUAUCAACGUAUUUUAGGUUAUGAUAAACCAUAUGAAUUGGAGUCGGAGUUUCAAGAUGUUGUAACAAAGCCUGUUGUUAAGUCAGCCGAUGUCAUUAAUGAGGAACCGUUUGCUAUUGAUGACAAAAAAGAUGUAAUUAAAAAAAAGUUGGCUAAUAAGGCCUGAACUAAAAUACGCAGUUUAAUUUAGUUAUUACUUGUUUUUAUUAUAAUUAUGUUUUAAUGUAUUGAAUAUUUUGUAAAUACAUUUUGUUAUUGUGAAGUACUAA
This is a messenger RNA of Adelges cooleyi (spruce gall adelgid), 978 nucleotides long. RefSeq names its product transmembrane protein 70 homolog, mitochondrial. Gene Ontology annotation, cellular component: mitochondrial membrane. Lineage: Eukaryota; Metazoa; Arthropoda; Insecta; Hemiptera; Adelgidae. Gene Ontology annotation, biological process: mitochondrial proton-transporting ATP synthase complex assembly. The transcript is spliced from 3 exons. The coding region runs from base 141 to 875 and encodes 244 amino acids. The record is from RefSeq and is a predicted model, not a curated record.